AUGGGUAUGAUAAUUUCGAAAGCGCUUCAAAGCAUCCUCGGCAAGAAGGAGAUGCGUAUUCUUAUGGUCGGAUUGGACGCCGCCGGUAAGACUACCAUCCUCUACAAGCUGAAAUUGGGUGAAAUCGUCACUACAAUUCCUACCAUUGGUUUCAACGUCGAGACCGUCGAAUACAAGAACAUCUCCUUCACCGUGUGGGACGUCGGUGGGCAGGACAAGAUUCGUCCAUUGUGGAGACAUUACUUCCAGAAUACCCAGGGUAUCAUCUUCGUUGUUGACUCCAACGACAGAGAGCGUGUUUCAGAGGCUAGAGAGGAACUUCAGAGAAUGUUGAAUGAGGAUGAACUCCGAGAUGCUCUUCUUUUGGUCUUCGCCAACAAGCAGGAUCUGCCGAACGCUAUGAAUGCUGCCGAAAUCACCGAUAAGCUUGGAUUGCACAGCUUGAGACAGCGAGCAUGGUACAUCCAACAAACUUGCGCUACUUCCGGUGACGGUCUCUAUGAAGGAUUGGAAUGGCUCUCCCAGAACAUUAAGAAGAAGACCGGCAUGUAA
Messenger RNA from Orbilia oligospora ATCC 24927, 552 nucleotides. RefSeq lists its product as uncharacterized. The record is from RefSeq and is a predicted model, not a curated record. Gene Ontology annotation, cellular component: cytoplasm; plasma membrane. Bases 1 to 552 code for a protein of 183 amino acids. Lineage: Eukaryota; Fungi; Ascomycota; Orbiliomycetes; Orbiliales; Orbiliaceae. Gene Ontology annotation, biological process: intracellular protein transport; vesicle-mediated transport. The transcript is spliced from 5 exons. Gene Ontology annotation, molecular function: GTPase activity; GTP binding.